Dichomitus squalens LYAD-421 SS1 is the source of this 1341-nucleotide messenger RNA. Its product is annotated as RNI-like protein. Gene Ontology annotation, cellular component: SCF ubiquitin ligase complex. The transcript is spliced from 3 exons. Lineage: Eukaryota; Fungi; Basidiomycota; Agaricomycetes; Polyporales; Polyporaceae. The coding region runs from base 1 to 1341 and encodes 446 amino acids. The record is from RefSeq and is a predicted model, not a curated record. Gene Ontology annotation, biological process: SCF-dependent proteasomal ubiquitin-dependent protein catabolic process.
AUGACAGCGUACGUCGACGCCCUGCCCUCGGACGAGGAGUCCUGCUACUACGCCGCGCAUCUCGAAUUCCGCGCUAACCCCCACUCCGACACCCCCGUCUCCGACGACGCCCUCGCCGCGGUCCUCCCGCACUGCCCGCACAUCACCUCCGCCGUCCUCGGCGGCAUCCGCGACCUCUCCUCGCGCACGCUCAUCCUCCUCGCCUCGCACGCAGACGAGCUCGCGCACCUCGACAUCGCCGGGUGCGCGUACGUGACGGACCUCGGCCUCAAAGCGGUCGCGACGCACGCGACCUCCCUCCGCGCGAUCAACCUCGGGCGCACGUUCAGCACGACGGACGCCGCGCUCGCGGCGCUCGUCCGCGGGCUGCCGCUCCUCGAGGAGCUCGCGAUGGACAUGCUCCCGCUCGUGACCGCGCGCGCGACGCGCGACGUGUGGACGUACGCGAAGAGGCUCCGGCGCUGGUCCCUCUCCGGGUGCAAGAACGUCACCGACUCGGGCUUUCCCUGGGUGCCGGCGCGCGACGCGCUCGAGGCUGCUCGGGAAGAGAGCUCGAGGGGGCGCGGCAGGCACAGGUCCUGGAUGGAGAGCCUGCCGCCGCUCGUGCUUCCCCCGCUGUACAAGUUGCACGACCUGCGGUUCCUGGACCUCAGCCACUGUGCGAGGCUGACGGAUGCGGCCGUCCUGGGCGUCGUCGCGCACGCGCCUCGGAUAUCCCGUCUUAACGUCGCAGGGUGCGUAGAGCUGACUGACCGCGCGAUGCACGAGAUAUGCAAGCUGCGCGACCACCUAAGUGAGAUAGACGUCGCCGGGCUCGGGCGCGUCACCGACGCGGGCGUAUUCGCGAUCGCCUCCACAUGCACGCGACUCCGCUCCGUCGACAUAAGCUUCAUGCCGAGGCUGACAGACCUCGCGAUCCAGGAGCUCGCGACGCUCCCCCGGCUCCGGCGGCUCGCAGCGGCAGGCCUGCCCCGCGUGACGGACCAGGCCGCGUUCUUCCUCGCGGAGCACGCGCGCGGGCUCGCGCAGCUCCACCUCUCGUUCUGCACCCGCCUCACGCUGGAGGGCGUGCGCGCGCUGCUGCGCAGGCUCGCGGAGCUGGAGUACCUCAGCCUCUCGGGCGUGCCGGCUCUGCGGCGGCGCGGGGUGUCCCGCUUUUCCGAGGGGCAUCAUCAGCACGAGGGACACGACGCGCGGAAGCAGAUACAUUGGGUCUUUCGCGGGGAGCACAUUCGGGCGCUCGGGGCGUUUUUGGAGAAGGAAGAGUGGCGGAAGAGGGAGGCUGAGCGGCUGAACAUCCUGUUCGAGCCGGGGGGGGACGACUCGCGGGCGUUGUACUAG